This is a messenger RNA of Calliphora vicina (urban bluebottle blowfly), 3997 nucleotides long. Its product is annotated as thioester-containing protein 1 allele S3-like. Gene Ontology annotation, cellular component: extracellular region. The transcript is spliced from 9 exons. NCBI's taxonomy places the organism in Eukaryota, Metazoa, Arthropoda, Insecta, Diptera, Calliphoridae. The coding region runs from base 1 to 3990 and encodes 1329 amino acids. Gene Ontology annotation, molecular function: endopeptidase inhibitor activity. The record is from RefSeq and is a predicted model, not a curated record.
AUGAAACGCAAUUGGUUCUAUCAGUAUUUACUGAUGCAGUGUUUAACGCUAGCAGUAACACCCGAAAGUUACUAUUCAAUAAAUGCUCCUGGUGUGAUAAAAUCAAAUCGUAAAUAUUCCGUUGUUGUAGCCCUCCAUGAGGCCAGUGGUCCGUGCUCGAUACGUGUUGGCAUUCAGGGACCCAAUUUCAAUGAGUUCAGAGAUGUAAAAUUACAACCAUUUGAAUUAAAACAGAUAGAGUUCUUACCGAAAAAAUUAACUACUGGUGACUACAAUUUAUAUGCUGAAGGCUUAGCCGGCUUGAAUUUUAAAAAUACAAGUCGGUUAUACAUACAUCCCUCCAUCUAUGGUCCAAAAAUUUACAUACAAACCGAUAAAGCCAUCUAUAAAUCUCAAGAUUUGGUUAAAUUUCGUAUUGUGAUAUUGGAUGAACAUACGAAGCCUUUAAAUAUUGAAGAACCUGUACAUGUGGAGAUAUUUGAUAGUGAAGGCAACCGUGUUAAACAAAUUAAAGACAUAUCCUUUAUACAUGGUGUCUAUACGGGGCAAUUUAAAUUGUCCAAAUACCCCAUUUUAGGAACAUGGCAAAUAAAAGUAAUUUUAGGCGGAAGAUAUGCUUAUUCCAAGACCAAAUAUAUUAACAUAGACAACUAUAUUCUACCAAAAUUCAGCGUGUAUUUAAAAACUCCUUCGGAUAUUGUUUUGAAAGAUGGCUACCUUAAGGUGGUCAUCUAUGGCAAGUAUACAUUUGAGAAAUAUGUUAAAGGCAAAGCCACAGUUGAAUUAUGGAAUGAUUAUUCAGCAGUGCCCUUGCAAACCCAGCAUGUUGACAUAGAAAAUUUAGGUUUUGUCGAGUUCAACAUUAAGAACGAAAGCGCCUAUGAUCUAAUCGUCAAGGCGAAUCUAAUCGAGAGGCACACUGGUAGAACUGAAAUAGAAAAGCAGAAUAUCCGUUUACACAGCCAACACUAUAAUUUAGAUAUUCCACACAAUGAGAUUGAAUUUGAAAAUAAUAAACCGUAUCGCCUGAAAGUUAAUGUGAAACAUUGGACUGGCGCUCCAGUUUUGGAUCACAAAACGCCCGUUACAAUGGAACAUGGCAAUAAAGUGUAUGAGUCAUUUUUGGAUGAAAAUGGUGCAGCAACAUUUGAGUUUGAACAUGAUGAAAGUGCCAAUCAUAAAUUCCAAUUUAAAGAUUCCAUAGGAAUGUUGCCUAACAUUUACACAAGUGCAAAAUUAAUGUUGAACAAUAGGGAAUACUACUGUCGACUAAAGUUGAUGGAUGAAAAACUAAAACUAGGAAAACCAGUUCAGAUUGAAGUCAGUUCUAUUCUCAGUAUACCUUAUUUGAUGUACACAAUAAUGAGCCAUGCCAGCCUAGUACAUGCAGAGUAUAUUAAUGUACCGCCCAAUCAAAAGUCCCACAUCAUAAGCAUAACACCCUCAGUUGAGAUGAUACCCGAGUCCUUCAUCUAUGUUUAUUACAUACAAAAAGGCAAUUUACGUUAUGAAGAAAUGCGUUUAAAUUUUCCAAAUGAAUUUGCAAAUCAGAUCUCACUCUCAGCUCCCAAAAAAGUGAAACCUGGUGAAGAAGUAACAAUUACCAUAAAUGCUCAACCCAAGUCGUAUGUUAGUAUAAUGGCCGUGGACUUGGGUGUAUAUUUAUUGGAUGAUACCUUUGAUUUAAACAGGGACGAUAUUCUAUCUGACUUGAUUAAUGAAAGGUCAUACUCCCCAAUAGCAGCUGAAGUAUAUCCCGGUAUAAUAUCCGGUCUGUUGACCCUAACUAAUGCUCAAUAUCCAUUUAAAAAUCGCAGUGGUGUAGCUUUUGAUUUGCAGCCUUUGGAUUUACCAACUGUUCGUCAAAAGUUCCCGGAAACCUGGAUAUUUGAAAAUUUUGUCAUCAAUGAAACAAAUACCAAAUUCACUCUUCAAAUACCCGACGCCAUAACCACUUGGCGUAUAACAGCAUUUACAAAUAAUGACGUCACCGGAUUCGGUAUAGUAAAAGGACCCACAGAUAUCACCACCAUACAACCGUUCUUCAUAUCAUUAAAUCUGCCAUUUUUAGUGAAACGUGGUGAAAUUAUCUCAAUACCCAUAACAAUAUUCAAUUAUCUUGAUCAGUCUCUAGACACGGAAGUUGUUUUAUAUAAUAACGAUCAGGAGUUCUAUUUUAUGGAAUCAACCAUACAUGAUGCGCAAAAGUCAAAUGACACCAAGCAACAAACUAAAUUCAUUACUAUACCGGCAGAUGAGGCAAAAACGGUGAACUUUCUUAUAUAUCCCAUACAAGUGGGUGAAUUAAGUUUACGAAUAGCAGCCUAUAGUUCCUUGUAUUCGGACGCUGUUUUGCAGAAACUCAAAGUUGAGCCCGAAGGUGUGCCGAAACAAAAAAGUCAGGCUUUAUAUUUAAGUAUUCCGGCAGGAGAGAAGAUAUCCUCAUCAUUUAGCAUCGAAGAACCAGUAGAUAGUGUGCCCGAUUCUGAUUAUAUUACCUUUUCUGUGGGUGGUCAUUAUUUAGUGCCCACACUGGAGAAUUUCCAUGAUCUAAUACAAAUACCCACUGGUUGUGGUGAACAAAAUAUGGUGAAUUUUGCUCCCAUUAUCUUAAUUUUACAAUAUCUUAAAGCCAAUGGCAAGCUAUCCAAAGAGAAGGUUUUAGUGGAAAGUUUACGGUCCUCGAUGGAAGUUGUCUACCAACAACAGCUGUCAUUUCGUCAUGAGAAUGGUGGUUAUAGCGUCUUUGGCAUGGGAACCGAUGAGGAGCCCAGUACUUGGCUGACCGCCUACGUGGUGCGUUACUUUAUUAAAGCUUCUCAAUUCUUGGAGAUCGAGUCGAAAAUAAUUGAUUCUGCUUUGGAAUAUUUGUGCGAUCAGCAGAAGGCAAAUGGAGAGUUUCUUCAUACAGGUUACAUAUUGAAGCCAAAUCAUAAGAAUGCAUAUGGACUUACAGCCUUUGCAUUGCUGGCAUUUUUGGAGAAUGAGAAAUAUGCCAUGAAAUAUCAGAAAACAAUACAAAAUGGAGUUGAAUUUUUAUAUUUAAAUUUAAACAAUACCAGCGAUGUUUAUGCGUUAUCCUUGAUGGCAACUGUUUUCAAUCGAGCUAAACAUCAAUAUGCCAAUACUCUUAUAAAACAACUAACAUCUCUGGGUAAAGAGGAUAAUGGUCUUAAAUGGUGGUCGGCAAAUGACCAUAAUCUGGCCAAUGAUAUAGAAAUUACUGCGUACGCUGCAAUAGGUUUGCUAGAUACGCCAGGAGAUCAUACCUCUAUUCUGAAGUGGCUUAUAGAGCAAAGAAAUGCUAAUGGAGGUUUUAUCUCCUCUCACGACACUGUGGUGGGCAUGGAGGCUUUAGUGAAGUUUUCGGAAAUCUAUAGAAAUGUCAAGAAAGUAAAUUUAAAUAUUUCCUAUAUUUUCAAAGAUCAGGAAGGCAUUGAAUUGGGGAAAGAUGAUAUCUAUGUGGACUCAAACAAUAUUUUGGAUUUGCAAAAACAUGAGCUACCAAUAACCACACGCCAUAUAACUUUUGAAAUGCAGGGCAAUGGAGCCUCAUUGGUACAAUUCAAUCAUCAAUACAAUAUUGUGAAUAUGCAGGAAUUUCGUCAUUUUACUAUUCAAAUCAAACCAAUAUAUAGAAAUGUUGAAGAAAUUAAUUUGGAGGUUUGCUUUUCUUAUCAAACUGAUUCAGACAUGUUAAACCAAACCACUAAUAUGGUGAUAAUGGAAAUAAACUUACCCUCGGGUUUUCGAUCAGAAGCAAAAAAUAAUAUGAUUUUAAAGCAAAAGAAGUUUGUGCAGAGAAUCGAGUCAGCAAACUCAGAAUCUACGAUUAUUUUAUAUUUAGAUAAGUUGGAGGCAAACACUAAACAUUGCCUUGAUAUUCCUGUAGAUAAAACGAAUGAUAUUUUAAUGCCGAAACCAGCGGCCAUUAUAAUGUAUGAUUAUUACAAUUUGAGUCGUUCAAAUACAGAGUUUUAUACUUUAUAAAUAUUAA